Molecule: messenger RNA, 2487 nt
Organism: Hyla sarda
Lineage: Eukaryota; Metazoa; Chordata; Amphibia; Anura; Hylidae
Product: meprin A subunit beta-like
Exons: 17
Coding region: 1-2316 (771 amino acids)
Biological process (GO): proteolysis
Cellular component (GO): membrane
Molecular function (GO): metalloendopeptidase activity; zinc ion binding; protein binding
Source: RefSeq, a predicted model, not a curated record
AUGACUAUCAACGCAGACACCAGCAGGUUUGAACACGAGUCUGUCUCUGGAAAGAACAAACCAUUAACAGAUGCGGUUGGUAGAUUCAAAAUUCUUCACGAACAAACAGAAGUCGAUGUGGAUGGUGGAAAAGACAACGACAUAUUUGACAUCAACCAAGAAUUAGAAUUGAAUCUUUUUGAAGGGGACAUCAAACUUCAGCCAAAUGAAAUGAAUUCAAUUAUCGGGGAUCAGUAUCGGUGGCCAAUACCAGUUCCAUACUACUUAGAGGAUAGUUUGGAAAUAAAUGCUAAAGCACUUGUCUUGGAAGCCUUUGAGCGUUACCGAUUGAAAUCCUGUAUUGACUUCAAACCUUGGGAGGGAGAGCCAAAUUACAUCUCUGUGUUCAAGGAAAGUGGAUGUUGGUCAUAUAUUGGAAAUUUACGGAGAGGAAAACAGCAACUUUCUCUUGGAGCAAACUGUGACAGACUGGCUACAAUUCAGCAUGAGUUCCUCCAUUCUUUGGGAUUCUGGCAUGAGCAGUCACGUAGUGACAGGGACGAUUAUGUCAUUAUAGAGUGGGAUAGGAUUCAAAGUGGAACGCAAGGCAAUUUCAAUAAAUAUAACGACACGCGGUCCAAUUCCUUAAAUGUCCCGUAUGACUACACAUCAGUUAUGCACUACAGUAAGACUGCCUUCCGGAUUGGCACCGAACCAACUAUUGUAACUCGCAUAGAAGCUUUUAGUGAUGUGAUUGGACAAAGAAUCGAUUUCAGUGACUACGAUCUGGAAAAGCUUAAUAAGUUGUACAACUGCACUACAUUCAUCAGUUUCUUGGACACAUGUGAUUUUGAAUAUAACAACAUCUGUGGAAUGAUACAAGGUACAGGAGAUAGUGAAGAUUGGCACCAUGUUCUUCAAGCAACUAAUGGCCCCAGCACUGAUCACAGUAACAUGGGGGAAUGUAAAGAUAGUGGCUAUUUUAUGCACUUUAACACAAGAACACUGAAUGUUGGGGCUAAUGCAUUGCUUGAAAGUCGACUUUAUUACCCAAAAAGAGGAUUUCAAUGCCUGGAAUUCUUUUAUUACCACAAUGGCCAUGAAAGUGACAAACUCAACAUCUGGAUCCGGGAAUACACUGAAGACUUUCCAAAUGGCACAUUGAGCUUCAUCUCCACUGUCAAUGGCCAGCCAGCAGAAUACUGGCAGCUGUGGCAUGUCUCUUUAAACACCAAGAACAAGUUCCGUAUAGUCUUUGAAGGAGUCAAAGGCAAUGGAAACUCCAAUGGAGGAAUUUCAGUUGACGACAUCAAUGUAUCAGAGGCAAAGUGCCCACAUCAUAUCUGGCACAUCAGAAACUUCACUAACCAGCUGAACAAUGAAAAUAAAGUCCUAUUCAGCCCACGCUUCUAUUCCAAUGAUGGUUAUGCUUUUCAAGUACAACUUCAAGCCAACAGUUCAGGAGAAAAGCUUUAUGACCUAGCAAUCUAUUUCCAUCUAAUCUCUGGAGAAAAUGACAACAGGCUACAAUGGCCAUGUUCUCUCCGACAGGCAGUGAUGACUCUUAUGGAUCAAAACCCAGAUAUUCGAAAGCGCAUGUCAAACCUGAGGAGCAUUACAACAGAUCCAUAUCGCAUGACAGGUGAUAAAUAUUUCUGGGAUAAACCUGAGCUUGUUGGGUCUCCUGCUAACUUUCCUAAUGGAACACAAUAUUUCCGUGGACCAGGAUUAGGAACCUCAGCGUACAUCACACAUGACAGAGUUCUGAGCAGAGAUUUUAUUAAAGGCGGGGAUGCAUUCCUGUUGUUAUCAGUUGAGGAUGUUACAUAUCUAAAUACCACUCAGCCAAUACCUCCAUCCACAACUCAACCAAUAACUACAACACAAUCCACAACAACAGCAGGUACAGGAACAACAACAACUACACGGAAACCAAUGACAACAACAGCAGGUACAAGAUCAACAACAACUACACUGAAACCAAUGACAACAACAGCGGGUAGAGGAACAACAACACCUCAAACAUCUGGAUCAGUUAAGCCAGGAGCCUGUGCUGGCUAUGAAUGUAAAAAUGAUGGUGUCUGUGUUUCGGAAGGUGAUCAGCCAGUUUGCAGGUGCAAAGUAACUAAAGACUGGUGGUAUGUUGGAGACAAAUGUGAAACCAGAGUUUCCAGCCAAGACACAUUAGUGAUCGCGGUGUCAUCCUCAGUGACUAUAUUUGCAGUAAUGUUAAUAGUCACACUUGUUACAGUGUACUUCAUGAAAAAGAAGCAAAGACAAAAAAUGAAGUCAACAACAAAUGAGUUGAAUAUUAUAGAUAACAAAACUGCUUUUUGAAUCAGAACAAAGGAUCAGGAAUAUAACAAUGGAACUGAUGCAUUCUAAUUUCAUGACUAAAUAAACUUUAGAAUCAAUAAUGGCUCCAGCACUUCUUCAUAUGCCAGUGAUGGGUCGAAUACAGCCCUUGCAAAGACACUUAUACCUGAAGUCCAUAGAGCAUUUAUUGGC